This is a messenger RNA of Parnassius mnemosyne (clouded apollo), 330 nucleotides long. The record is from the annotation of a GenBank genome assembly. NCBI's taxonomy places the organism in Eukaryota, Metazoa, Arthropoda, Insecta, Lepidoptera, Papilionidae.
AUGACUUCGGCAUCGGGAGUGGUUGCAAACUCCAUAAGAAACAAGCUACAGACAGCUUUGGAAACAACACACUUGGAUGUUAUAAAUGAAUCAUACAUGCAUAAUGUGCCUAAAGGAGCAGAGACACAUUUUAAAGUUGUCAUUGUUUCUGAUAAGUUUGAUGGAUUAGCCUUAAUUAAGAGGCAUCGUUUAGUUAAUGAAAUAUUAAAAGAGGAAUUGAAGAAUGGAGUUCAUGCUCUGUCUAUAGUAGCGAAAACAUCAAAACAAUGGGAGGAAAGUGAAAAGACUGUAGAAAGUAGCCCCAAUUGUAGGGGAGGUUUUGGAAAAUAA